AUGGCCGGACCCUUAAAAUAUUCGAUAAAAUGCUCUGAAUUAUUGAUUAUUCGUGAUAUGGGAAAGAAGAAGCAGAAGAAAAACAUCACCGGUCUUCGGAACCAGCCAAAGACGGCUUCUCACAUCAAAGAUAAUGUCACCGUGGCUACGGCGCCAGCUCACCCAGUGACCCAUGCCGAUGUCGAUGAUCAAUCAGAUAAUGACGAGGGAUGGGAUCCACAUGUUAGAUUGGACAGCAAUAGACCAUGCUGGGACUCUGACGACGAAGAAAAGGAUAGCGAGGAUGAGGCUGAUGUUGAAGACGAAGUUAUUGAAGCUGGCGAGGAUGGGUGGAGAAGUGAAUCAUUACAAGUUGGACUUAUGGUCCUUGCAAUUGAAAUUGGGGAUGAUCCUCGAGAUGAAGAUUGGAUUCCUGAGGCAGUGCGAAGAAAGCAUAAAGCUAGAAUGGCCCAAGCUCGACCACGCCCGACAUUUUAUCAGAAAGGUCCAGAUGUUGGCAGCAAAUCUGACCGAACACAACGACGAUACACAGACUUGCUCAAAGGUCAACAAACACUUGAGAAUCUUGGUUUUGUGAAAGCAGAACCCCGAACGAGAUCAAAUGCAAGGGCAUCCGAGACAGAUAGUACACCAAGUGAAGAUUCCGCAGGAGUCAAAGUCAAAGUUGAGGACAAGAGCCCUUUAAUAAGCCCAUGCUCACUGGCAAGUUCCCUGCCCACAUCAGAGCUCGAGGAUGGUGUCUGCGUGCGACAGGAAACACCAGAUCCACCAGUACUCGAGUUCAAUGUCGAGAUACGGCAAGAGUCUUUGACUCCGCCCCCGCUCCAUUUCGCCGAGUCCAGAUCUCCGAGCGUGCGCAUCCGUGAAGAAUCCGUGACGCCGCCACCGCUAUUCUUCAAUCGUCCCACACGAAAAAGAAAAGCAUCAGGAAGCCUAGAAAGCGAAGACUCAGAGGAUGAAAUGAUGUCCAACCCUCUGGGAGAUAACAGCGGAGAGCAACAGCGUGUUGAAGAUUUGCAGGGGGAAGAAUCAGCAGAUGCCUGGGAAGAAGAACUCGAUGAAACUCUGAUGCCGAAUGCUGAAAUUCAAGAUUGGGCCACUCUACGAACUCAGAUCAAGACCGAUCUUAAAAAAAAGCAUAAGUCCAUGACCUUAUCGCAGAUAAAUCAGCUGAUGCUCUUAUGGAAUUUUGCAAACCUCUGUCUGAAGGGUUUUGCAAUACUUAUCACUCCCCCACCUAUUCCUACUGGACUCCAGGACUCCAGUAGGAUUCCUACUGGAUUCCUACCGGAUUUUGACAAAAUUUCCAAAAAGGCAUUUUCACAUAUUUCUCCAUUCCCCCUCCUACUGGACUCCUACUGGACUCCAACUGGACUUAAACAAAUUAGAUGA
This is a messenger RNA of Laccaria bicolor S238N-H82, 1392 nucleotides long. RefSeq lists its product as uncharacterized. The transcript has 3 exons. The record is from RefSeq and is a predicted model, not a curated record. The coding region runs from base 1 to 1392 and encodes 463 amino acids. NCBI's taxonomy places the organism in Eukaryota, Fungi, Basidiomycota, Agaricomycetes, Agaricales, Hydnangiaceae.